This is a messenger RNA of Bemisia tabaci, 3261 nucleotides long. RefSeq names its product extracellular matrix protein f-spondin. The record is from RefSeq and is a predicted model, not a curated record. Lineage: Eukaryota; Metazoa; Arthropoda; Insecta; Hemiptera; Aleyrodidae. Gene Ontology annotation, biological process: cell adhesion. Gene Ontology annotation, molecular function: serine-type endopeptidase inhibitor activity. Gene Ontology annotation, cellular component: extracellular matrix.
GAUUAUCUGCAAAUAACCCCACUGUGGCUCUCGUCACUUCAGACUGUCUAAAUUCAGCACGAUGAAGCCCCAAAAUGUGUGUCUCUUGUUUUUUCUUGUUUGUUUAAACUUUUGCCUCAUUAUUAAAGGAGAAACUUGUUUUUCAAAGUUACAAAGACUCAGGGGAAGACCUACCACCAGCAGUGGUUUUAAAAUUUCAAUAAAAGACAACCCUUCCGCGUAUGUACCAGGUUCCAUCUAUUCCGUCUCAAUUCGCCAUGAAAGAAAUGUAUCUUUCAAUCAGUUCGUCUUGAGCGUGCAAUUGAAGGAAAAUGAUACCGAUGGAGGAUCGCCCCUUGAUGUUGGAAGGUUCCAGAUUCACCGAGAUACCAAAGCAAUUUUUGACCCAGAUUGCUUGAACACCGUUGCAGAAAUUGAUCGUAGCCCAAAAACUGAGGCGGUUGUAUCAUGGAAAGCACCAAAUCCUGGAAAUCAAUGUGUUUUAUUCAGAGCUAUGGUGUCGCAGGAUGGACGUCAUUGGUACAAAUAUGCUGAUGGUCUCACCUACAGAUUCUGCCCCGAAGGGAAAGAAAAUUUAACAGAAAAAGAAAACAAGACUUGCUGCGCUUGUGAUGAGGCCAAGUAUCAGUUGACUUUUGAGGGACUGUGGUCGAAUGCAACGCAUCCAAAAGAUUUCCCAUUUUCUCUUUGGCUGACACACUUCAGUGAUGUCAUAGGUGGCACGCAUGGUCCAAACUUUUCUUUUUGGGGUGAGGGUCAACUUGCCUCUAGUGGACUGAAACAUGUUGCAGAAUGGGGAUCUGUCCGAAUCUUGGAGGCAGAGUUGAAGGAAAAGAAAAAAUUUCUGCGCUCUCUAAUCAAAGCUGUAGGACUGUGGUAUCCAAAUGUCAACACCAAUACUUCCUCCACGUUUCGUGUAGACAAGAGAAAAAAUCUUCUGUCCGUUGUUUCUAUGUUAGGCCCAUCUCCCGAUUGGAUCGUUGGCGUAUCUGGUUUGAACUUGUGUACAAAAGACUGCUCUUGGAAAGAAGAGAUGAUAAUUAAUCUGUAUCCUUACGAUGCCGGUACAGACAACGGGAUCUCUUAUAUGUCGCCGAAUGCUCCAUCCAUUCCUCAAGAAAAAAUUCACAGAAUAUCAAGCAUGUAUCCAGAAGAUCCUCGUGCUCCAUUCUAUGAUCCAUCUGGCAAAGAAAUGAAACCAGUAGCUCGCUUAUAUCUUAACCGAAUAGAAGUUAUCCCCAAGUCUUGCUCGGAAAAAUCGGUGGAUGAUUUAUUGGAAGAGGUUCAUGAGACAGACAACACUGAGGAUUCAGCCAGACCGGAGUGUGCUGUUACGCCUUACUCUGAGUGGAGUAACUGUUCUGAAGUUUGUGGGAAAGGUCUGCGAAUGAGGACUCGGCAGUAUGUUCAACCUACGAAAGCAAAGAUGUCUGGUUGUAAUCGGCAAUUAGUCUCAAAAGAAAUGUGCUUAGGAUCAGAUCCAUCUUGUCUGCGGGAAGAAGAAGAUGAGCCUGACAACACAUGUGCAACUGUUGACUGGGGAGAGUGGUCAGACUGUUCAACAGACUGCGGAGAUGGCUUCAGGAUGAGAACAAGACAUUUUGUGGAGAAAUCAAGCUUUAAAAAGUGCCCUCAUGUGCCCAUCGUUGAGAAAGAGCCAUGUGUCGAGAAACUUUGUCAGAAUCAGACAGACAAGGUAGAUCCAAUGUGUCCCACAACAGAAUGGAGCGAAUGGAGCCCGUGUAGUGUAACUUGCGGACAAGGUGUACGUGUGAGGACAAGAUCGCUGAUCGUUUCUCCAGAGCUUACAGAGAAAUGCUCAACCAGAGUGAACCUACAAAUUGAGAAGACUUGCAAAGCCAAGGAAUUUUGUUUGACAGAUAUGGCAGUAGCCAAAUCGAUCUGUAUGAUGGGAGAAGACACAGGGCCUUGCAGGGCUUUCCUUCAGCGCUGGCGUUUUGAGCCGAUGAAAGGGAUGUGUAUUCCAUUUAUGUACGGCGGCUGUGCAGGCAACAAGAAUAAUUUUAAAACCCUCGAAGAAUGCAAUAGCAUGUGUUCCGUACUAGCAGGAGCUGGACCAGCAGUCAAUAACGCACAGCCUGAAACUAGUGUUCAAAAUGUCAACUGUGAAGUGAGUAAGUGGUCCGAAUGGUCUCCCUGUGAAACAGAUGGCGCCUGUAACACCGUUGGAAUUCAGAAAAGAACUCGAUCAAUUACGAUCCAUGCCCAAGGCAAAGGGAAGAAAUGCCCGAAACGUCUGGUGCAACAAAAAAGAUGUAAGGUGCCACCGAGCUGUUAAUCAGUGAAAAUUUAUUGUACUUAUAAAAUCCGAGUUGAUCGCUGAAUUUAGCCUUAAGUUUUGAGUCACUAAGCUGCUGUUCAUUUGAAAGCAAAUGAUGAUUCACCUAUUCAUAAUCUGAGCAUCCAGAUCAAAGUUAAUGGAUAUUCAUGUCGCAGAAACUUCUUUCAUAUUUUUUCUAAACACCGAAUAUGGGUGUAUUUAGUUUCAUUAGAAUUGUCUAAUGAAACUAAAUAUGUUAUAAGGAAGGAUUUUUAAUUGGCAUCACCGUAUCAUCUUGAGUUGUGUCAAUAAAUUUUUGGUGGUUUUUUUCCUCUUCUAAUUUUUCCAAUUAUUAUUUCACCACUGCUUUUUACCUACUUCAAAAAAAAACUUUUUGCUAAAGGCAACAUUUUUAUGGAAAAAUUGGAAUAAGUUCUGCAUUAUUUAUGCCCUCAUCAUUUUUGCCUAUGCUGAAUAGUUUUUAAUUCUUAACUCUUUAUUGAUCCUCAUUCUCACAAAUUUGCCGCGUAAUUUUUCAACCUCCCAACUCCGGAAGAUUAAAAAAAAAAUAAGAAGAAAAGAAACUAUUGCAUCCGCACUGCUGGUCAAACUUCAAUGAACUUUAUAAGUCAGUCUUUAAAGUAUUUUAAUUAGUUAGGUACGUCUUCAAAUUCACCAAGCAGACUGGGACUUUGCAUAAUGACAUUAUGAUAUUGUCUUGGAAGUGACCAUACUAUGGCUGCUCAAGACAAACACUAUCGGUAUAAGAAGAUCCCAUAAAUUAUUGUAGCUUGGUCUAACAAGAGUCUAUCAACUUGGGGCUGACAUGAUACAUGGCGGGACAAGACAUAGAAGCACCUACUCAUGCGGUAGCGUACAGUGCCUUUGCUGGUGCUGCAACUCCUUUCAAAGUGCAGGUUGUUUACAUGUUGUGCGAUGCCGUGCAUCAAUGUAAUUUUGGAAGACACUAGUUCAGCAAA